GGAGGCGGUGAAUCACUUAUAAAUGGUGCCGAAGCAGGACCCGAAGCCUAAAUUCCAGGAGGGUGAGCGAGUGCUGUGCUUUCAUGGGCCUCUGCUUUAUGAUGCAAAGUGUGUAAAGCUUGCCAUAAAGGACAAACAAGUGAAAUACUUUAUACAUUACAGUGGUUGGAAUAAAAAUUGGGAUGAGUGGGUUCCGGAGAGCAGAGUACUCAAAUAUGUGGACACCAAUUUGCAGAAACAGCGAGAACUUCAAAAAGCCAAUCAGGAGCAGUAUGCAGAGGGGAAGAUGAGAUGGGCUGCCCCAGGAAAGAAGACAUCUGGUCUGCAACAGAAAAAUAUUGAAGCGAAAACAAAAAAGAACAAACAGAAAACACCUGGAAAUGGAGAUGGUGGCAGUACCAGUGAGACCCCCCAGCCUCCUCAGAAGAAAAGGGCCCAGGUAGAUCCUACUGUUGAAAAUGAGGAAACAUUCAUGAACAGAGUUGAAGUUAAAGUAAAGAUUCCUGAAGAGCUAAAACCAUGGCUUGUUGAUGACUGGGACUUAAUUACCAGGCAAAAACAGCUCUUUUAUCUUCCUGCUGAUAAGAAUGUGGAUUCCAUUCUUGAGGAUUAUGCAAAUUACAAGAAAUCUCAUGGAAACACAGAUAAUAAGGAGUAUGCAGUUAAUGAAGUUGUGGCAGGGAUAAAAGAAUACUUCAACCUAAUGUUGGGCACCCAGCUACUCUACAAAUUUGAGAGACCACAGUAUGCCGAAAUUCUUGCAGAUUGUCCCGAUGCACCCAUGUCCCAGGUGUAUGGAGUGCCACAUCUCCUGAGAUUAUCUGUACAAAUUGGAGCAAUGUUGGCCUAUACACCUCUGGAUGAGAAGAGCCUUGCUUUAUUACUCAAUUAUCUUCACGAUUUCCUAAAGUACCUGGCAAAGAAUUCUGCAACUUUGUUUAGUGCCAGCGAUUAUGAAGUGGCUCUUCCUGAGUACCAUUGGAAAGCUGUGUGAGAGGCACUCUCACUCACUUAUGUUUGGAUCUCCAUAAAUACAUUUUUGUUCUUAGUCUAUCUCUUGUACAAACGAUGUGCUUUGAAGAUGUUAGUGUAUAACAAUUGAUGUUUGUUUUCUGUUUGAUUUUAAACAGAGAAAAUAAAAGGGGUAAUAGCUCCUUUUCUCUUUUUUUUUUUUUUUUCAUUUCAAAGUUGCUGCCAGUGUUUUCAAUGAUGGACAACACAGGGAUAUGCUAUAGAGUGUUUUAUUGCCUAAUUGACAAAGCUGCUUUUGAAUGCUGGUGGUUCUAUUCCUUUGACACUAUGCAUUUUUAUAAUACGUGUUAAUGCUACAUGACAAAAUGCUCUGAUUCCUAGUGCCAAAGGUUCAAUUCAGUGUAUAUAACUGAACACACUCAUCCAUUUGUGCUCCUU
Messenger RNA from Pan troglodytes (chimpanzee), 1410 nucleotides. RefSeq names its product mortality factor 4-like protein 1. The coding region runs from base 23 to 994 and encodes 323 amino acids. Lineage: Eukaryota; Metazoa; Chordata; Mammalia; Primates; Hominidae. The record is from RefSeq and is a predicted model, not a curated record. Gene Ontology annotation, cellular component: NuA4 histone acetyltransferase complex; nucleus. Gene Ontology annotation, biological process: chromatin organization; regulation of DNA-templated transcription. The transcript has a single exon.